UUCAUUGAAUUUGGAGUUUAUUUUUUCUCCUCUUUCACCAUAGUUCUGUCUCUCGGCUAAUAUUAUUACACACAUAUCUCAGCGCCCCUCUUUCUCUAUCUAGGGUUCGGUCAAGGUUUAUAAUCUAGAUUUCAGAUGUGUUUGACCUUGAAAAACAGGAAAAAGGAUUGGCUGCUUGGGUUUAUUGCUGGGGAAGUUUAACUGUUUUAGGGGGUUAAGCUAUGGGAAAAAGGAAAGCAAAGGCAAAGCCCGCUCCAAAGAAACGAAUGGAUAAGCUUGAUACUGUCUUCUGCUGCCCUUUCUGCAAUCAUGGCAGCAGCGUUGAAUGCCGCAUUGACAUGAAGAACCUGAUAGGGGAAGCUACUUGUGGGAUAUGCCAAGAGAGCUUUAGCACUACCAUCACAGCUUUAUCAGAGCCAAUAGACAUAUACAGUGAGUGGAUUGAUGAAUGUGAAAGGGUGAACACCGUGGAUGAUGAUGCAUAGCUAUGUUCAGAUCGCAUAACUAUAAGGUGUAUGUAAUAACUGAGUUAUGUAAUAGUAUGUUCAAGAACAUGGGAAUAAUUGUCAUAUUUAGAUGAAGGCACCUUGAUUGGAAAAUGGUUUGUAAUAUAUAAAGAUAAGGAUUGAACUAUUGUAGCAGUAUGUAUGGUGGUUGCAAGCGUGUAUUUUAGGCCCUUUGUAAUGACUUGGGAGAUUUGGGGCUAAUAUAUAGCUUGAUAGACUUGGAUUUGGAUUCAAUAAAAGUUAAAUCAAUUCCUACUCACCCA
Messenger RNA from Vigna unguiculata (cowpea), 769 nucleotides. Its product is annotated as transcription elongation factor-like protein. The record is from RefSeq and is a predicted model, not a curated record. Gene Ontology annotation, molecular function: RNA polymerase II complex binding. NCBI's taxonomy places the organism in Eukaryota, Viridiplantae, Streptophyta, Magnoliopsida, Fabales, Fabaceae. Gene Ontology annotation, biological process: transcription elongation by RNA polymerase II. Gene Ontology annotation, cellular component: transcription elongation factor complex.